Messenger RNA from Aspergillus neoniger CBS 115656, 2431 nucleotides. Its product is annotated as HET domain-containing protein. NCBI's taxonomy places the organism in Eukaryota, Fungi, Ascomycota, Eurotiomycetes, Eurotiales, Aspergillaceae. The transcript has 2 exons. The record is from RefSeq and is a predicted model, not a curated record. Bases 116 to 2362 code for a protein of 748 amino acids.
CCUGCAAGCGGAGACGGAUUUUGUCUUCUAGAGUUUUGAUAAGCCAGGACAAAGCGGGCUCAGCACCAUCUUCUUUGGCCUGUCCCACUCUUUGUCGCAGUGCAGGUUCUGUGCAAUGAAUCAACCGCCAUCACACAGGAAGCUAUGCAGAAAAUGCAACCAACUCGAACUUGGAAGAAUGCUAGCUAUUGAGGUCAACGAGCGACCGAUGGGCUCCAUCUCCCACUAUCACAGCCCGACCUGCCCAUUUUGUAGCAUGAUUGCUAAUGCAAUAAAGCUGGCCUCGGCCGAUGGAUGGGACUUGACCACCAACUCGCACACCAAGUCAUCCCCUCGGCUCUUCAUCCAGAGUCGGAGCCCAGUGUCGGUGAAAAUUAAUGGAUACAUGCAUUAUCCCGGUCCGCGAUUACUGCUUGCAGUUGAUCAGAAGACUGAUCAUCGGCAGAAUCGCCGACCACUUCGCGAGAUUGAUCGGGUGAAGGGAGGCAGGUAUAUUCUGGCCGAAAUUGAACAAGUGUCCAACAAAUCCAUGAAUGAUGGCAAGAGGGAUUUGAUACGACGACGAACUAUUCCGACCCAGCUGAACAUUUCCCUAAUGCAGAACUGGCUGAAGCAAUGCAAAACACACAAGCACUCCACUGCAGCACCCAAAAAGAUAGGCACUGGCCCAUUUGAUAGCCACUCUUUCCGGUUGAUCGAUGUGGCGCAAGAAUGCUUGACACACCAGAUAGAGAAGUGCGAUUACGUGGCAUUAUCCUAUGUCUGGGGUCAAUCCCCAACCAUCCUGACUCCUCAUCAUAAUCUUGAAAGCCCGAUUCUGGUCACAACUCGACAAAACAUUAGUUUAUUAUCUCGUCCGCAUGCCCUAUCGGAGUCAUGUCGUGAACUGGGAAAGAUUCCUCGUACAGUUUCCGACGCGAUGGAGCUGACUCGAAAGAUCGGUAUCCGAUAUUUCUGGGUGGACACGCUGUGCAUUGUGCAGGAUGAUGAGCAAGACAAGUCGCGGUUAAUCAGCCACAUGGACGACAUUUAUGAUAAUGCAACCAUCACAAUCAUGGCCACAACGGGCGAUAAUCCAGAUGCAGGAUUGCCAGGAAUUAGUCCACGGGCAGGUUGUCCAAUUAAGCCACACAAUGUCCUCGACGAAACAAAUGGCCACACCUUGUCUCUGUCCCUUUCUUUGCCAUCUUUGUGUCAUGAAGUGCGGAAAGGCAUGUGGAGCACUCGUGGAUGGACAUUCCAGGAGCAAAGUCUAUCACAGCGCUGUCUGUACUUUACAAGGAACGAAAUAUUCUUCCAGUGCCCGGACGUUCAAUGGAGGGAAGGGUAUGACUACGAAGACGGAGGCCCAUUAGAAGCACAAAUUCAGAUUCGCACUGGGCCUCCAUGGUGGAGUAAGAGGCUCAGGAAAGAUCCGGAUCCGACCCCUUAUGAUUACCUUGGGGAUCCACGCAAUGGAUUGGAUGCUGAAAGCUAUCAACGCUCUGUUCAAGACUACAGUCGAAGAAAUCUCACAAAGCCUGAAGAUAUACUCAAUGCUUUUGAGGGUAUUUUCAACAAGUUCCAGCAGGUGCAGGAGGGUCCCAGAGUCCUAAAUAUUAGCCAGGCUCAAGGCAUCCCUCCCCAUCUCAUGGCCCAGGCAUUACUGUGGUUUCCUUCCGACACAUGCCAGAGACGCGAAUCAGGAGAGGCUUUUUCCACCUGGUCCUGGGCGUCAUGGCUCGGCCCGAUAGAGUUCAUUUUUGCGGAAAGCCUUUGGUUGUCGAGGAGCAUCUCACACGCCCCCCGGAAAAAUUCACCAGUGCACGUCGCAGUUGCCCAAUGGCAAUUUGGUGAUGCGAACAGCUGCUUUUGGUCGCACCGUCUGUGGCAGGCUUCAGAGGAUGUCCGAAAGGAGAAAGAAAAGCACAAGCUCAAAGACUAUUGGAUCACACGAAAGUUUCUCAGCGAUGUCAUCGGAAUCCAUGUGAAAAGACUGCUAAGCAAAUCGCUUGGUUCGUUGCAGGUCCGUCUUAUUUGUGGCCAGCUGGGCUUCAUUGGUGCAUACCUGGGCUGCGGUGACUUUAACAUCGCACUCGCCGGCACUGAGCGGAUCAAACCAUUAGAUCUGCCUGGAGGCCAUGCAGGGCAGUUCAAAUACGAUGUCAAAAGCGACAGCAACUCUUUCGUUCCGGCGACCGAGCUAGUAAUUAUUUGUUGCACGACCACUAUCAUGGGUUUACCGCGGACAGUUAUGGUCUUCUUGGGUGUGGCCACAAGGGAUGGGGUGUCUGUCCGAGUGGGAGUGGGGUAUACGUACCUUUCCAAGGAUACAGGAGCGUCCAAGCCACGCUGGGGUUAUAGAUUUUUCGUCGUGAAUUAAGUGAGUCCUAGUGAAAUAUAUCAAUAGCUCUAGUAUCGCCGCUCAUAGAGCUACCACUAGUCACUCAUC